GUCAUUCCGCUCAACUGAUGACGCAUUCGGAACGCGACUCGGGAAGCUGUGUUUGCAAACUAUUUACAGGAACGAUAUAAAACAAACAAGGCUGAUAUUUUAAAAAGGCUACAGCGAAGAUGGCGGUCAAGACAGGAGAGGACCGUUUGAAGGAGAUGGAGGCUGAGAUGGCUCUGUUUGAGCAGGAUUUGCUGGGUGCGCCAGUCUCGGGGCCCUCAGUCACAGACGAGAUGGAGGUGGAGCCGGAGCUGGAGCCAGAACCCGAGGAGGGGCCUGUAGCUGUCGCCAUGCCAACGGAACCCGUGAUCCGGGCCAUCAUAGGAACCAACACCUACAGACAGGUCCAGCAGAGCCUGGAAGCCAGAGCCGCUGCCUUCGUUGUGCCCCCCACCUGUGGUUUCGUAGGACCAGGAAUUCAACAUGACGCUUUACGGAGCAACACUACCAUCUAGUGGCCUGGCAUGGAAACACCACUUCAUUUUUUUAUUACCACAAGGGGAAGGUAUAAGAGAAGCAGUGAGACCCAUUUUAAAGUCUCCUUCAGCACGUUGGGUCGGCCCAGUAAGCUCUGAGAUCUUUAAUGUUCUGAGAUGCUUCCUCUCAUUCCCAGGCAUUAGAUUUGCUAAACUGUAGUAUUGAAACUAAACAGAUGCCCAUGUUCUUGUUAAGCUAUAUCUGAAUAAAUGAAGGCAAGCGACACGCACUGUGUUUUCAAUGGCACUGCUUUUAAUAGCCUCUUUUCUCUGUCAUGCUCAGUGAUAUCUUUUCGACGAGGAUGAUUCCUGAAGCACAGAGGAAGAAAUCCUCCACAGUCUGGAGCUGUUCCUGCUUCUUUUAUUUUAUUUUUUCUUAAGGAAUUUAGAAUGCCCAAUUAUUUUACCCCAAUUUAGAAUGCCCAAUAAUCUCCUCCCCUCACCGCAGCGAUUCAUUAAGAAGCUGGCGGACCAGUUCAGCUGGUGGGCUUAUUUUAAGGAAAUCCACCAUAUCUGUCAGGCAGAGGCUCGGCCACAGCUGCGUGCCUUCCUCCUCCCUAACCCAAGCACACUUUAGAGAGAAAGGACCUGGCAACACGACCCCUCCACCCACACGCCUCCUCUUAUAAUCCUGGAAUGCCUGACACACGAACGUUUUCUUCAUACGCAACGUAGGCUCUACAAAUGUACUCAAAACUAUUAUUUGAAUUAGAAUUUUCGACUUAAUUCAGUAAUUAUAGUAUCAAAAUGUUAAAAAUAAACACAGUAAAUCAACUUUAACAUAUAUUCCCAUCCUAUGACCUCACAUAUUUAUAUUCCCCUAGCUGCAAGUUCAUUAAAUGUCCCUUCUGUGAAUUUCUUUCUCACAGACAGAAAUGCCUUUAGUGCAGCACAGUUGAUGACGAUUCUAAGGUCAUUCCUGAAAGAUUGACAGGCAUGACAGCUUCAGGAUCCAGAGGGACAUUUGGACCCAGUCCUGCUGUGUGAUCCUCCCUGACUGACUUUCUGUUUGCCUUAGGCAUAAUACUGUCAGCCUAUGGAAAUAUAUACACAAUAUUACUCAUUUAUCACCUAUAUUCAAUUGAAUCGAACGAUAUUUAGCUGUAUACUGCAUUGCAACAUCCAACAUGAACUCGUACUUAAUUCUCAUUUACAUAUUAAGUGUAAUAUAUGCAUGCCUUGAAUAGAGGAUCUAUAUGCAAGAGACAAGACAGGAAAAGACUAACGGUUUAUUUGCAUAAUUACACAUCUAAUUAAUCAUACACUAUAUAAUCAAUGAACAACAGAGAAUAUUCAGUUCCUUGCUUUAAAUACAUUGAAAAUGUAUAUUGCUAUAUUAGAAACUGCACAAGGGCUUCUAUUUUGUAUAAGAGUUACAAAAGAAUGAAUGUGAGGAUUAAUUAUGUGACAUUAAGAAAGUGUUUCUGAUAUGAAGAACUAAGAAGCAACACGUGAUAUUAAUCGUCUACUACUGCUAUCUCAUUUACAUGGGAGAAUAUGCGAGGUUUAGCCUUGAAACGUAGCCCGCCUACAUAAUGAAUUGGAAUGCAUACAAACUGUUAUUU
Polyodon spathula (Mississippi paddlefish) is the source of this 2038-nucleotide messenger RNA. Its product is annotated as RNA-binding protein 42-like. The record is from RefSeq and is a predicted model, not a curated record. The transcript is spliced from 5 exons. NCBI's taxonomy places the organism in Eukaryota, Metazoa, Chordata, Actinopteri, Acipenseriformes, Polyodontidae. Bases 120 to 452 code for a protein of 110 amino acids.